Chiroxiphia lanceolata (lance-tailed manakin) is the source of this 1161-nucleotide messenger RNA. Its product is annotated as olfactory receptor 14C36-like. Gene Ontology annotation, molecular function: G protein-coupled receptor activity; olfactory receptor activity. The record is from RefSeq and is a predicted model, not a curated record. Gene Ontology annotation, cellular component: membrane. Gene Ontology annotation, biological process: G protein-coupled receptor signaling pathway. The transcript has a single exon. NCBI's taxonomy places the organism in Eukaryota, Metazoa, Chordata, Aves, Passeriformes, Pipridae. Bases 1 to 975 code for a protein of 324 amino acids.
AUGUGGAACAGCAGCUCCAUGGCCCAGUUCCUCCUCCUGGCAUUUGCAGACAGGUGGGAGCUGCAGCUCCUGCACUUCUGGCUCUUCCUGGCCAUCUCCCUGGCUGCCCUCCUGGCCAACGGCCUCAUCCUCAGCGCCGUAGCCUGUGACCACCACCUGCACACCCCCAUGGGCUUCUUCCUGCUCAACCUCUCCCUCACAGACCUGGGCUGCAUCUGCACCACUGUCCCCAAAGCCAUGCACAAUUCCCUCCAGAACACCACAACCAUCUCCUACAUGGGAUGUGCUGCACAGCUCUUUUUACUUUUCUUUUUCAUGGCAACAGAGUUUUAUCUCCUCACCAUCAUGUGCUACGACCGCUACGUUGCCAUCUGCAAACCCCUGCACUACGGGACCCUCCUGGGCAGCAGAGCUUGUGCCCACAUGGCAGCAGCUGCCUGGGCCACUGGCUUUCUCAAUGCUCUGCUGCACACAGCCAAUACAUUUUCCCUGCCCCUGUGCCAGGGCAAUGCCCUGGGCCAGUUCUUCUGUGAAAUCCCACACAUCCUCAAGCUCUCCUGCUCACACUCAGGCUACCUCAGGGAAAUUGGGCUCAUUGGGGUUACUGCCUGUUUAUCAUUUAGUUGUUUCAUUUUCAUUGUUUUCUCCUAUGUGCAGAUCUUCAGGGCUGUGCUGAGGAUCCCCUCUCAGCAGGGACGGCACAAAGCCUUUUCCACCUGCCUCCCUCACCUGGCUGUGGUCUCCCUGUUUGUCAGCACUGCCACAUUUGCCUACCUGAAGCCCCCCUCCAUCUCCUCCUCAUCCCUGGACCUGGUGGUGUCAGUUCUGUACUCGGUGGUGCCUCCAUCACUGAACCCCCUCAUCUACAACCUGAGGAACCAGGAGCUCAGGGUUGCCAUAAGGAAAAUGAUGACUACAUGUUUUUUGAGAAGCAAUAAAGUCCAUCUUUUCUUCUGCAGAACACUCAUUGUAUAACUCAUUUUGGGCCCAGCCUGCCUUCUAAAGCUUUUAAUAGUGGUGGUGGUGGUGGAUUUUCCUGGGUUUUUACUUCUGUUCAUGUCAUUAAGACUGAAAUUUUAUUCUUCAUCCCAUAUAGAAUUCACUGUCUAUCUCUUUUUUCUUUUUGACCCACAAAAUAUACCAAUCAGGAAUCAUGUUUGG